AUGCCAUUGCAGCUGGCAAGCCUACAGAAGCAGCUCAGUAGUGCUGUCCAGCAGGCAGCAAAGUAUAUGGAUGCGCAGGAAGUUGCAAACAUCAUUUGGGCCAGCGCGAAGGUAUCAGAUUCUGGAGACGUCGUUUUGCUAGCCUUGCUGCCAGCAUUGGCUGACAGGGUCGAAGCAGUGAAGCAGGAUAUGAAAGCACAGGAGGUUGCGAACAUCCUUUGGGCCGCCGCAAAGUUGUCAGAUUCCGGAGAUGACACUUUCCUGGCCUUGCUGCCCGCUUUAACCGGCAGGAUCCAAGAGGUGAAGCAGGACAUGACUGCACAAGCCGUUGCAAACAUCUGUUGGGCCAGCGCGAAGCUCUUGGAUUCUGGAGAGGAGUCUCUGCUGGCCUUGCUACCGGCUUUAGCUGGCAGAGUUUAA
Messenger RNA from Effrenium voratum, 420 nucleotides. The record is from the annotation of a GenBank genome assembly. NCBI's taxonomy places the organism in Eukaryota, Dinophyceae, Suessiales, Symbiodiniaceae.